Sinocyclocheilus rhinocerous is the source of this 444-nucleotide messenger RNA. RefSeq names its product flap endonuclease 1-like. The transcript has 4 exons. Gene Ontology annotation, molecular function: 5'-flap endonuclease activity; manganese ion binding; magnesium ion binding. Gene Ontology annotation, cellular component: nucleus. The record is from RefSeq and is a predicted model, not a curated record. NCBI's taxonomy places the organism in Eukaryota, Metazoa, Chordata, Actinopteri, Cypriniformes, Cyprinidae. Bases 133 to 444 code for a protein of 103 amino acids.
AGUUUGUAAACCUUUGGUACAGAUAUUUGGUACAUCAGACGCGUGAGGGUUUUUAAGCUUUAUUUUGGAAGCCUGUUUUUCUUCGUUCUUUACCAUUCACACUGAUAUUUCUGAUAAUAACAGUUCAUCACUAUGGGUAUUCAUGGACUUGCAAAGCUCAUUGCAGAUCACGCGCCUUCAUCUAUCAAGGAACAGGACAUCAAAAACUACUUUGGAAGGAAAAUUGCUAUUGAUGCGUCCAUGUGCAUCUACCAGUUUUUGAUCGCGGUCAGACAGGACGGUAAUGUGUUGCAGAAUGAAGAUGGAGAGACCACUAGCCACCUCAUGGGCAUGUUCUACAGGACCAUCCGAAUGCUGGAGAGUGGCAUCAAGCCGGUUUAUGUGUUUGAUGGAAAGCCCCCUCAGCUGAAGUCAGGAGAGGUGCGUCAGAAACACCGUCACUAA